Molecule: messenger RNA, 771 nt
Organism: Microtus oregoni (creeping vole)
Lineage: Eukaryota; Metazoa; Chordata; Mammalia; Rodentia; Cricetidae
Product: EKC/KEOPS complex subunit LAGE3-like
Exons: 3
Coding region: 160-771 (203 amino acids)
Cellular component (GO): EKC/KEOPS complex
Source: RefSeq, a predicted model, not a curated record
GCUACUUUAGCGGGAACCAAUCCUCGCGAGAUCUUGUUUGCACACGCGCAGUUGGCUUCACGUAUAAGCCCGCUGACCUUGGCACAAGAACUUCCUUGAGAGCGGUAGGGUUGUGUUAGUGGCACGGGUUAGGGUGCUGAGGGGAAAGCCAGAGUAGUCAUGCAGGACCCUGAUGAGGGCCUAGAUGGGAGAGCAGGGGCUGAAGAAGGCGAGGAUGGGCAGCAGAGUCCUCAAGGUUCCGAAGCCCAGCCUAGCUCUCAAAGUUUGGCAACGGAAGGUGACUAUGGCACCUUCCCUCAGAGUGGCCCACAAGAUUCCAGUAGCCCAGCUGCUCCUGGUAGCCAGGCUGCUCCAGGCAGUCCCCGCCCAGGGAGCCCUGUGGGGUCAGGUGCAGCUGCUGAAGAGGCAGCUGUCUUUCUCCACAAUGAGCAGCCACCACUUCUCCCUGGACCCAGCGGAGAUACUGCAUCAACAACGGGAAAUCGACUCCUGGAGUUCUCUGUAACAGUACCUUUCAGGUCUGCAGUGGAGGCAGACAUGGCCCGCAGGUCCCUGGUCGCCAAUGCCCGUCGCCAGCAAGUGAUGGUUCAGCAGGAGUUCACAGUGAAUACCACUGUCUUGUCUGUUAGGUGGACUACUGAAGACCCUGUCCUCUUCAGAAUUUCCAUCAACACUUUCCUUGACCAGCUCUCCCUGGUGAUGAGAAACAUUCAGCGCCUGGAAUUUGUGGCUGUUGUCAAACGAGGCCGAGGAAGAAGUCGUGAAUCCUAA